Molecule: messenger RNA, 5415 nt
Organism: Gadus chalcogrammus (walleye pollock)
Lineage: Eukaryota; Metazoa; Chordata; Actinopteri; Gadiformes; Gadidae
Gene: large2
Product: LARGE xylosyl- and glucuronyltransferase 2
Exons: 14
Coding region: 36-2282 (748 amino acids)
Biological process (GO): protein O-linked glycosylation via mannose
Molecular function (GO): xylosyltransferase activity; glucuronosyltransferase activity
Source: RefSeq, a predicted model, not a curated record
CUCCUCCUCUGGUACCCUGUGCCGGCCGUCCCAUCAUGAACCUGCUGUGUCGCGGCCGGGUGAAGCUGAUGGUGGCGUCCUUCACGGCAGUCGUGCUGCUGACCUGGCUCUACCUGCUGGCUGGGAACCUGGAGAAUGGCCGCUCGCUGCUGCUGGCGCCGUGCCUAGCGGACACGCCGGCGGCGGAGGUCCUGCAGCGCGCCGUGCUGGAGUCGCGGGUGCGGGAGGUGGAGGCCGAGAACCGCCAGAUCCGGCUGCGGCUCAGCCAAUCGCUGGGCACGGCCGCCCAGCCCCAGGAGGGUAACUACGGCAACCAGCAGUGGGGGGCGUCGGCGGACACGGGGCCGGAGGACGUGGAGAACACGGCGGAGGAGAAGAACAACCACACGGAGUGCCCGCGCGCGCCCAGCGUGCAGAAGUGUGAGCUGAUCCAUGUAGCGUGUGUGUGUGCCGGUCACAACGCCAGCAGAGAUGUGGUAACUCUGGUCAAGUCUAUUCUCUUCCAUAGGAGGAACCCGCUUCACUUCCACUUCAUCACAGACACGGUCGCCCAUCGGAUCCUCAGCACCCUGUUUCAGUCCUGGAUGGUUCCUUCGGUUCAAGUUAGCUUCUAUGACGCAGAUGAACUCAAGUCGGAGGUGUCGUGGAUCCCUAACAAGCACUACUCGGGCAUCUACGGCCUGAUGAAGCUGACCCUCACCAAAGCCCUGCCCUCCAACCUGUCCAAGGUCAUCGUCCUGGACACAGACAUCACCUUCGCCACGGACAUCGCCGAGCUCUGGGGAAUCUUCCAGAAGUUCACCGACAAACAGGUGAUCGGUCUGGUGGAGAAUCAGAGCGACUGGUACCUGGGAAACCUUUGGAAAAACCACAAACCCUGGCCUGCCCUGGGGCGAGGCUUCAACACCGGGGUGAUCCUGCUCUACCUCGAGCGCUUGCGGAGACUUCGCUGGGAGCAGAUGUGGAGGCUGACGGCGGAGCGAGAGCUCAUGAGCAUGCUCAGUACAUCUCUGGCCGACCAGGACAUCUUCAACGCCUUCAUCAAGCAGAACCCCGUCCUGGUCCACCAGCUCCCCUGCUUCUGGAACGUCCAGCUGUCGGACCACACGCGCUCCGAGCAGUGCUACACGGAGGUGUCUGACCUCAAGGUGAUCCACUGGAACUCGCCGAAGAAGCUGCGCGUGAAGAACAAGCACGUGGAGUUCUUCAGGAACCUCUACCUGACCUUCCUGGAGUACGACGGGAACCUGUUGAGGCGAGAGCUGUUUGGCUGUCCCAGCCAGGCCACUCCGGAGAGCAUCCGGCUGCAGACGUCGCUGGAGGACCUCGACGAAGACGACCAGUGCUACGACUUCCGGCGGGAGCGGAUCACUGUGCACCGAGUGCACCUCUACUUCCUGCAGUACGAGUACACGCCCACGGAGGACGACGUCACCCUGGUGGCCCAGCUUUCCAUGGACCGGCUGCAGAUGCUGGAGGCCAUCUGCAAGCACUGGGAGGGGCCCAUCAGCCUGGCGCUCUACAUGUCCGACGCCGAGGCGCAGCAGUUCCUGCGCUACGCCCAGGCCUCUGAGGUCCUCAAGAACCGCAAGAACGUGGGCUACCACGUGGUGUACAAGGAGGGCCAGUUCUACCCCGUCAACCUGGUGCGGAACGUGGCCCUGAGGAACGCCAACACGCCCUACGUGUUCCUGGCCGACGUGGACUUCCUGCCCAUGUACGGCCUCUACGAUUACCUCAGGAGGGCGGUGGUGCAGCUGGACAUGGCCCACACUAAGAAGGCUCUGGUGGUUCCGGCGUUCGAGACGCUGCGCUACCGCCUGUCCUUCCCCAAAUCCAAAGCAGAGCUGCUCUCCAUGCUGGACAUGGGGACACUGUACACCUUCAGGUAUCAUGUCUGGACCAAGGGACAUGCUCCAACCAACUAUGCCAAAUGGCGGACGGCCACCACCCCCUACAAGGUGGAGUGGGAGUCGGACUUCGAGCCCUACGUGGUGGUGAGACGCGACUGCCCCGAGUACGACCAGCGCUUCGUGGGCUUCGGCUGGAACAAGGUGUCUCACAUCAUGGAGUUGGAUGCACAGGAGUACGACCUGAUGGUCCUCCCCAACGCCUUCAUGAUCCACAUGCCGCACGCGCCCAGCUUCGACAUCUCCAAGUUCCGCUCCAGCCCCAGCUACCGCAACUGCCUGGGCACGCUGAAGGACGAGUUCCACCAGGACCUGUCCAGGAAGUACGGCUCGUCCGCCCUCAAGUACCUGACCGCCCAGAGGAACAUCUAGCGUCCCAGAGACACGGCAGAGACACGGGCACACACAGAGUGGGAGAGAGAGAGAGAGAGAGACAAAGAGAGAGACUCAUCUCAAAACGCGGGUCGGACGGCCCGUCUUCUACAGCCACAUACACGUGAAGCGGGCGGGAAGGGAGGGAGGGAACACUCGAGCAGAUGAAAGCGCUGACACGACACAGCGGCCCGGUGCAGCUCCACGGUGCCCUUGGUUUUUUGUCGUCUUGGUGUUUUGGGUUUUUCUUGAGUCUGCGCAAUCCGGUACAUUCGGUUCUCAAGCGGGGGGGAUGGGGGGGUGGGGGUGAACGACCGGGGGUUGGAGAUGCCAAACUGGAGGGAGGCCACAUGGGACUGUUGCUGGAGGAUCGCUGGUGGAGCAGGAAGUGAUGUCGCAGAGGAAGAGCGUCAGGAUACCGCUGACCAGACUAGCUUUAAGGCCAGGAAGAGACUGAGAUACAACCAUAUUGUUAUGAUUCGUUGAGACAAUCAAGGCUUAUUAUUUUGGGGGUUUUCAGAAGACACACUUGAGCUACUCCGUCCGUACAGAUAGACGGACAUUUAGCUCGAGGACAGAAAACAUUAGGUAUAGAGAAAUUAUUUGAAAUAUCCAAAUGAGAAGAUGAGACAGAGGCUUGGAAUUGGAGCUGGGGCUAUCGUUUGAAAGCCUUACCAAUUUUCCAUGAUAUUUAAUAAGAUAUUUAAUUAUAUUUUCAUUUUAUCCUCUGUGUAAAUGACAACCAAUGAAUAAUAAACAUUGGCAUAGACAAUGUUUUGAUUACAAUGUUGAUUAAGAAUGACAUAAUUUGCUUCUCUUUAUAUUUUUCUGACCCCUUGAGAAGAGAAUAUAUUGUGUUCCUUAUAAAAAAACAGAAUUGCAUAUAGAUCUUCUGUGUGUUUGAAAGUUUGCGUGUGUGCCUGUGUGAGUGUGUGUGUUUGGGGGUAUGUGUGUGUAAGUGUGCAUGUGUUUGCUGAUCUGGCAUGACUCUAACAUGCUCGACCCCGUGGUCCUGUUAUUAUUUUCUUUGAUCACAUCGAGGGCGUGUAUAUUUGCUUGCUUCGAAACAAUUGCACUACCUGCUACGUUUUAAUUUGAGAGCUAAAUGGUAAUUAAUUAACAGUUAAUUACAAGCGUUCAUCUUCACUGUUGUUUUAUUCCUCCCGCCGAAAGGAGCAAAAUAAAUCCACAGAUGUUAUAAUUAAUCAAUAAUUACACUGCACAAAUAAUGACUGAUUGGGACCAGUUAGCAUGACCAAUUUAAAUUACAAUUGGGGCUAAUUCAUGUUUUAUUAUAAUUAGAGUUACGGUAUCGCUAGUGAUACUAAAAAUCAAUUCCUGAUUUUUGAUCGAGGACUAAAGUAAGGUAUUCCUCGGUAACGUGUCUGAUCCACUGGAUAUAUGUGCCAUCUACUGUACUGCAAGCCCUCUCAACCUUCUCUCAUUACCUUUAACACUUUAAUCUCUCGUCAUCCCCCUCGUCCUCCUCUUUCUCCAUCCCUUCUCCACGCUUUGAAGUCAGCCCGGUCAAGCGGCUGUCCCAAACUAACGCCACACUCUGAUAUUCACCCAAGAGAUCCCCGUUGUGGCGGAGAUCCGGAGUGGCUAACGAGCUCGUGCAGGGCUCAGUGCGCUAUGUGUCGGGCCCCUACCGGGCCCCUGACGGGCUCCCCUGACAGUCGGUACCCAGCAUCGUCGUAGCGACGGCGUAGCGACGGGGGUGCUAUCAUGUCCUGUCGAGUCCCCACCACCACCCCUACCACCACCACACGCCUCCAACAUUGACUGUGCUGAUUUGCGGUAAAUGCUAGUGCCUUUGCUGUAUUGUGAAAACUGGAUAUUGAUUGUACUGUUGUACUGACAGCGCCUGGAGAUGGCCGGGCACUCUAUUUAUUAUUGUUGGACUCAAAUCAAUCAUAUUUUUCUAUGUAAGUGCUUUAAAUGAAUUCUGCCCUUUUUUUAAAUCAUUGCUUCUGAGAGUUUCUUGUUAUUUGUUUUCCGUGCAGAACCAUUGUGUAAUGUCAUGCGUUGAGGUAGACGGGGAACCGGCUUUAGGUUGGGAGUGUUCUAGGAUGAACUGGGUUCUCUGAAAUGGUGUACAAUCUGGUUUUCAGAAAUUGUAUUCAAUAUUUUAUGUAGUUAUAUUUUGAUAACUUAAAAUAAAAAAAGGAUGAGUUUGUGAAGUAAGCUGAGGUAGAAAAAAGAGCGUAUUUAAUUUGAAGUGAUUAAUAGGUAUUUGAGUGACGCAAAAAUAGUGGGAGCUAUUUCAAAUGAAAGUUAUAGUGCGUAAUCAUGAAACCAUCGUGUACCAAUCUUAUUCACAUAAAUAGCUUCCAGAUUCACACAAUAAUAAUGUAGUUUACUACUAAUUAAGAAUUGAUUAAUUUCAUAACAUUCAUAACUGUCCUGAUGACAAUACCUAAAUUAAAUUAUUUAGUUCCAUUGUUAAGACUUUUCACACUUUAUUAAAUAAAUCGAUUAGGACGUCCAUAUCAGUUAUGUCCAGGAAUUUCAUAACCGACAAUUUGUUUGCCCCAUUAAAAUAUCUAAAUUAAAAAGUGCACAAUAUUGGCUUAUCUCACACACUGUCCCAGAUAAGAUCCUUGUUAAAGUCUUAUUUGGGAUAAGCGGUUUAGGUAAACAUUUGUAUCCUUGUCACAAGCGUCCCAAUAUGUAUAAAUAAACACAAUAUGCUACUACAGGGGAGCCAACACAAAAUUAAAAAACAGAAGCGAUAAGAUAUUUUCCGCAGAGGCUGAAAUGUUUAGGCCAAUAGCCGUAAGGUUUAUGCCGAGUUAACCUUUAUCCCCGAUUAUUUAUAAUCGUAUGAUUGAUUUAGGAUUGGCCCUAACAUUAUAAUUAAUUAUUAUCGCUAAAAUUAUGCAUUCUUAUAAUAUUGGGUUGAGAUAUUUAGGUGCUGAAAAAUCGACUAUUAUGCAAAAGUGAAACUAGGAUAUUGCAUUUAUUUAGUUAAAUGUUAAGAGUCAAAGUCAUAUUAAAGUCCUAAACACAAAUGUGAUAAAUGAUUGAUUAGGUCGGUUGUGGGACAAUGAAAAUCAAUUUUUGAGAGAUAACGUGGACAUGCGAGAUCCACGGCACUUUUGACCAGAGUAAGUAAAACCAACACACAGCC